AUGUCGCUUGUCGACCCCCGAUUUAAACGGCCAGUGGCCGAGUAUUGGGAUUCAUGGAGUGACGCAAAUUCAGAUUCAGUUGAAGGAGAAAAUGUCUCUCCUUCUUGUUGGGGAGGGAAGCCUGCAGCAGACACAUUUCUUAUGAUUCUCCCUGAGGAUAAGCAGCAGCAGCAGCAGCAGCAACAGCAGAUACAGCCGAUGGUGUCUGCACUGCAGCAGCAACUGCAACAGAAACAGCAGCUGCAGCAGCAGCAGCUGCUGCAGCACGGAACUGGAUCUAGGGUCUUUGUUGACUCUGCACGAUCUUCAAUGGUCUCGCUGCCGCAGCAGCAGCGCAGCAGCACAACUCUUGUACAGCUAAAAUCAAGAGAUGCAGCAGCAGCAGCAGCAGCAUCACCAGCCGCAGCAGCAGCAGCAGAUACACUACCUUCUCAACUUAAUACUGGGCAGCAAGCGGAGGACCCGACCAAGUUGUUAAGUGCAGCAGCAGCAGCACUACCAGCAGCAGCAGCAGCAGCCAACCCUAAAGCUACUAGAAAAGCAUCAGGGGGCCCACAAAAGGGUACUGAGGAGGGGGCCCCCCAUGGCAAGGAGCCGACGAAGAAGGGAUUAGGGGGAAGUAAUCAUAAGAAAGGAGGAAAAGAAAAAGGCAAACAGAAGACAGAGAAAAAGAAAACAACAAACAAAAAGAAGGCAGCAGCAGCAGCAGCAGCAUCACCAACAGCAGCAGAAGACAAGAUAGGCAGAACGCAGCUGAAGCAGCACAAGACGAAACUGCAGCAGGAGGAGCAGGAGCAGCAGGAGCAGCAGGAUCAAGUGCAGCAGCAGCAGGAGCAGCAGGAGCAGCAGAAACAGCAGGAGAUGCAGCAACAGGAGCAGUUACAACAGCAGCAGCAGGAGCAGCAGCAGCAGGAGGAACAGCAGCAGCAGCUGCUGCUGCAGCAGGAGGAGGAAGCAAAAGCCAACAUAUACUAUGACUCAGAGGGCCGUCCUAUGCGUUUGCUUCCCUCUGGUCGUUAUGAACUAUUAGUACCUUAUUGUGUACCUCCUGCAGCAGGAGCAGCAGGAGCAGCAGCAGCAGGAGCAGCAGCAGGCAGCAGCAGCAGCAAUGGAGGUAAUUACUUUAUUCGUAGUCUUCCUAAGAGAUACCCUAAUAGUUUAGCUGCAUGCAGCAGGAAGCAAUCAGCAAUACCUGUAAAGGUGCGGCUGCUGCGGAGAGGAGGGAAAGCAGCAGCAGCAGCAACAGCAGCAAAAGUUGUACAGACUGUACGUCCACCUGUACCCGUAGAGGAAGGAAUUAUACACUUUAGGUUGCUGCAGGUGCAGCAGCAAAAGGACAAAGAAACAAGAAGAGCAAUUGCUUAUGAUUAUACUAAUAAAAAAAGUAAACUUGCUCUUGCUGCUGCUAAUGCUGCUGCUGCUGCUGCUGCUGCUGCUGAAGCUGCUGCGGCUGCUGUACGACAAGUACGAGAGUCAAAGAGAGCUACUUCGCAGGAUGCUGCUGCAGCAGCAGCAGCAGCAGAUGUUGAUGCUACCUUGGACAUGCAGCAGGAGGAACAGCAGCAAACACAGUACAUGCAGCAGCAAUCUGCACAGCUGCAAGAUAUCCAACAAGAAGAGCAGCAGCAACAGUGGGAUCAGCAGCAGCAACAGUGGACUCCUGAGCAGCAGCAGCAAUGGGAACAGCAGCAGCAAUGGGACCAGCAGCAGCAGCAGUGGACACCUGAACAGCAGCAGCAAUGGGAGCAACAGCAGCAGUGGACUCCUGAGCAGCAGCAACAGUGGGAGCAGCAGCAACAAUGGGACCAGCAGCAGCAAUGGGACCAGCAGCAGCAAUGGACACCUGAACAGCAGCAGCAGUGGGAGCAGCAGCAGCAAUGGGACCAACAGCAGCAGUGGACACCUGAACAGCAACAAGAAUGGGAACAGCAGCAACAGCAGCAGCAGUGGACACCUGAACAGCAGCAGCAAUGGGAGCAACAGCAACAGCAACAGCAUCAGCAGCAGGAUCAGCAGCAGCAGCAGGGUUGCUGCAGCUGCAGCUGCAGCAGCAGCAGCAGCAAGCAAGACUGCGACGGUGUAACUAAUUUUCCUGUAUAUUGUGUUUGCUGCGAAUCAAUAACAACAGAAAAAUGCAGCAAAAUAAAGACAACAAUCCUUGAUGAUUCUGCUGCUGCUGCUGCUGUCUGUGCUUGCUGCCCAUCACGUAGCCCCUUAGAGGACGAGGAGCAGCAGCAGCAGCAGCAGCAAGAACAACUGCAGCAGCAACAAACACUGCAAAUGCAGCAAACAGAAGAGCAGCAGCAGCAGCAGGAAGAACAGCAGCAGAAGGAAUCUGGUGGUGGGGGUAUCCUUAGUGGUGUUGCUGCUUGGUUCAGCAAAUGGCCACGUGCUGCUGCUGCUGCUGCUGCAUCACCAAGGGAGGGAGAUGCAGCAGCAGAAGCAGGAGGUGAAACAGGUGCAGCAGACGGAGAACAAGGUGUAAUAGACGAAGAAGAAGCAGCAGCAAUUGCAGAAGCAAAAGCAGCAGCAGCAGCAGCAGAAGCAGCAGCAGCAGCAGCAGCAGCAGCAGAACGUGCAUGCGAAGUACGACGCCCACAGAAACUUCCUCAUAUAGAGAGCGGCAACAUUCCCUAUGUACCUGUUAAGCUUAGGGUAUUAAGAGCAAAGAAAUAUACAAGACCUGCAGCAGCAGCAGCAGCAGCAGCAACAGCAUCGGACCAUUGGUCAACACCCAGCAGCAGCACAGCAGUUACACCAAGAGAGGAUGGUGCAGCAGCAGUUCGUUUCGUGCUGCUGCAGGCACAAACAAGACAAGAUAAGGAAAAAAGAAGACUUGUUGCUUUCUAUCCACCUGCACAUACACCCCAACAAACAGCAAUUCUACGGCAGCAGCGCAUGCUGCAGCAGCAGCAAAUGCGAGGAUUUGUACCUGCUGCUGCUGCUGCACAAGGAAACAGCUGCAGCGCUGCAUGCAACUUACUAAGAGAAGCAUCGCAAGACUCAGAGCAAACAGCAAUAACCAUCAACUUCCAGCACAGGACAUUGGAGGAGCAGCAGCAGCAGCUGCAGCUGCAGCAGCAGCAGCUGCAGCAGCUGAUGGACGACGGAGGGAGGUCCCAGCUUCAGCAGCUCACCCUGCAGCAGCAGCAGCAAAGACAAAGACACCUGGAGUUGAACCAAAGGGAACGAGAGCUACAGAUGAGGCUACAGGCACUGCAGCUGCAGCAGCAGCAGCAGCAGCAGCAGCAGCAGCAAGUAGCUGCAUCCCCUAUUCCUUCACAGAGAUCGCUUGCUUCUGAGCCUAUUUCUUUUGUGUCUUCUAAGGCCCUACAGACUGCAGCAAGAGCAGCAGCAAAGGUAGCAGCAAGACGUGAACGUGCUGCUGCUGCUGCUGCUGCUGCAAAAGCAGCAGCAGAUGCUGCUGAGGCAGAGGCUGCUGCAGCAGCAGCAGAAGCAGCAGAGAGGGAGAGCAGCAGACGCACAUCAAGAACGGUGAUUGAAGAGGUAGCUCAAGUUGCAGCAGCAGAAGCAGCAGCAGCAGCAGCAGCACUGCAGCAAACACCCGAAGCAACUAGGAGAGAACGCAGCAAAAGCGGAGAACCUCAUCUGCUGCAGCGAAUCAGCAGCUGCUGCUCUGUACAUACAGCUCAAGAUGCUGCUGCUGCAGAUGCAGCAACAGGAACAGCAGCAGCAGCAGCAGAUGAGGACAAUGCAUCUACCACAAGACACGUUGCCUGUUGGAUAUCCAUGAGGUCCUCCUGCAUGCCCGCCUCCUGCUGCCAGCAGCAGGAAGAGAAACAGCAGCAACAGCCGGAGGAAGAGCAGCAGCAGCAGCAGCAGCAGGAAGCACAGCAGCAGCUCAUCAACAGCGCAUGCAGCUCGCGUGUAUCUUUGGUGACGAAUUCAGAGAAUUUCCUCAGCACAUUUCCAGUGCAGCCAGAGCAGCUGCAGCAGCUGCUGCAGCAGGAGCAGCAGCAGCAGGAACAGCAGCAGCAGCAGCAGCAGCAAGAGGGAUGUAUGAACAAGAUAUCCUGCUGCUGCGCACAAGAAGCAGCAAAGUCAAGGUGCAGCAGCAGAAGUUCCUUACCUCUAGACAUGAUGGGAGGCAGCAGCAGGAGAACCCUACCAGAGAUGCAGCAGCAGCAGCAGCAGCUAGAGCAGCAGCAGCAACUAGAGCAGCAGCAGCAGCUAGAGCAGCAACAGCAGCUAGAGCAGCAACUGCAGCUAGAACAGCAGCAGCAGCUGGGGCAGCAGCAAGUAGCUUAUAUCAUCGGAGCUCCUUGGGCAGGGGCCCCCCUACCGGAGGGUACAACACUUGCCCUUGGGGCCCCCCUAGGGGCCCCCCAAGGGGCCCCUCUUAUACAAGGAGAGAUGGUAGAGGCAGCACCUGUACCCGUAGAGUCAUUACCUAUAGAGGACCAACUAAGAGUAAGAAGAGCCUUAGAGGAGUACAUGCAGCAGCAGCAGCAGCAAGAGGUGCAGCAAGGGGAGGAGGGAGUCCAGCAACAAGUGCAGCAGCAGCAGCAGCAAGAGCAGCAACAAUACGGUUACUUGCUGCAGCAGCAGCAAUAUGCACAUAACCUACAAGUGUAUAUGCCUGCAGAAGUUUCUGUUGCUGUAGAUCCAGAAGGGUCUGCAGCACCAGCAGCAGCUGCUGCUGCUGCUGAUGGUGCAGCAGCAGCAGCAGCUGGUGGAGCCCCUAUGUGGGUCUUGCUUUAUCCAACAGCAGACAUGCAGCAGCAACAGCAGCAAACAGCAGAUGCGCAGCAGCAACAGCAGCUGCUGCAGCAGCAACAGCUCGUUGUCUUCCCUGAACAACUCGAGCAGCUGUGGCUGCUGCAGCAGCAGCAACAACAGCUACUGCAGCAGCAGCAGAUGCUGCAGCAGGAACUGCAUACUGCAAACGCCACCUACACUAUUGCAGCAGACGCAGCAGCAGCAAAAGCAGCAGAAGCAGCAGCAGACUUACCUCCACAAGAGGAAGGGGUACUUUAA
Molecule: messenger RNA, 4998 nt
Organism: Eimeria maxima
Lineage: Eukaryota; Apicomplexa; Conoidasida; Eucoccidiorida; Eimeriidae
Exons: 2
Coding region: 1-4998 (1665 amino acids)
Source: RefSeq, a predicted model, not a curated record